AACAAAAAAAACAUCCAAAAUACAUAGAAAAAAAUCUAAAUCACAAUGAAAAAAGAAAAAUAACGACGACAGAGAGAAGACGACGAUGCAAGGGAGGACACAUGUGGCACGAUGCAGAAACACGGGAGAAGGGCGCGAGAUAGCAACAGCGACGCCUGGUGGGAUCGCGUGACAGUAGUGGCAGGUGGCUCGACUCCGCAGCAACACCGCCAGAAAAGAGUGGCGUGACAACCACGGCUGUGGCUCAAGCAAUCAUGUCAGUUGCCUCCUACAACAUCGACGUUAUGAAAAGAGAAAACGAGAUAGCAUCAACAAUCGACGACGGCGCACUACCGGGGGAGGGGCUUAGUGGCAGAGGGAGAGGACUGUCAGACUUAAAGGUGAUAUGAGUGGCAAAAGUGUAAGAGAGUUAAGAUAAAAUAAAAAUGUAGUAUUACGGUAUAUUAAGAGGAGAUUAUACUAAUUAUUCAAAUUCAAAAAUUGAUUACACUAAUUAAUUGAAAAUUUGAAUUUAUUUUAAUAAUUAAUUUAAUUAAUUUUUUAGAUUAUUUAUGUUGUUUGGUCUUUGUGUUGUCCCUUUAUACUUUUUCAAAUAAAAAUUAUCUUUUUCAUAUGAGAAAUAUUAGGAAAAUAAUGAUUAUUUUGAACAAUAUGAACAACCACAAAUCAAAAUAUAAAUGAUUUUAUAUAUAUGACUUUUCAUAUAUAUAUAUAUGUUGUCCGCCUUUUAAUUUGGUCUUGUUUUUGCCGUAGCCCAUAAGGAAUCAAAGUAUAAAUGAUUUUAUAUAUAUGACUUCGAUAUAAACAAUGCAUUGGAAGUAGCAUAUGCUUAAGUUUUGUAUACUUGCUUGACUAAAAUUUCAAAAGUAAAAAACCGUAGGUCAUUUUGAUUAAUAAUGAUAUGUAAAUACUUUUUUAGAAGUGUUUACGGAGUUGAGAAAUGAAAAUAUGAUAUGUAUAAAUUUUUGUAGAAUUGGUUCAAAUUUUGACUACGAAAUGAAUAAUGUUAACACUUAAAAGGGCUAAUUUUAUUUUCUACAUAAUUUCAAAUAUUAAAAUACGGUUAGCUUUUAAGAUAAAUAAUUAAAGAAAUAAGUAGUUGUUAAAUAAAUGUACUCAACCACCAAUUUGUGCUACCAAAUCCAAUAUUAUAAGUAAAUAAUUUUCCAUAUGCAAAGAAACAACUCAUUGACUUUUUAGUUUUUAUCUAACUCAUCAACAAAUCCCAUAUCUUCGAUAAAAUAAGUAAAUAAAUAUAAAAUCCUCAACAAAAGAAAUCCAUCACAAGUAGCCGAUUAUAUAAAGAACACAAAUCAUUAUAGGCCUAAUUUCAUGUAUAACAUAACCUUCUCUUAAAAGAUACCCUUUAAUUGCUUCUACUUACACACUAAUAAGAAGCUAUGGCUGCAAUGAAACUCCAUGGAAACCCUAUGUCACCAGCCUCCAUGCGAGUUGCUGCUGUCUUGUAUGAGAAAGAGCUUGAUUUUGAGUUUGUUACUAUUGACAUGAGGAAUAGUGAACAUAAAAAGGAGCCUUUUCUUUCUCUCAAUCCAUUUGGUCAAGUUCCAGCAUUUGAAGAUGGAGACUUGAAGCUCUUCGAAUCAAGGGCAAUAACAAAAUACAUUGCACAUGAAUAUGCUGAGAAGGGGACUCAACUAAUAGUAACCAAUGAUUCAAAGAAGAUGGCUAUAAUCACUGUAUGGCUUGAAGUUGAAGCUCAACAAUAUGAUCAAGCAGCUUCAAAACUUCUAUGGGAGCUUCAUUUUAAGCCACUCUUUGGCAUCCCAACAGACCCAAAAGUUGUUGAAGAGAAUGAAUCAAAGCUUAGUAGUGUUCUUGGAAUCUAUGAGAAGAGGCUCUCUGAGACAAAGUACUUGGCUGGUGAAUGUUUCAGCUUUUCGCCCCUCAAUCCCAUAUCUACUACUUAGUCAAGCCCUUAACUACUUCUAUAUCUUAGAACAACCCUGCUCUCUGAUCGACGUUUUAUAGUCUUCAUAUCUAUGGAAAGAGGAAGCUAGGAGAGGAUUCUAAACAAUUCUAUCGAGCCGAACAACAAAAAGAGAAAGAUAGAAUACCUUUCUUAGCUAGCCUAGCGUGCUAUAAACCUACAGGGAACAAGAGCCAGAUCGAAGACAUUCCUUUCAUUCUUUUAUACCCCUCUCUUCUUAGUUGCUCCUCUUUCUAGGGAUCUAAUCUUUGGCUGAUCUUCAUCACCUUCCAACCCUUCAUUUGUUGAUGUUAACGCAGGUGAAGAAGCUGUUUGAGCCUCUGCCACGUGUCAGUGCUUGGGUGGCUGAUAUUACGGCUAGGCCAGCUUGGUCUAAGGUCACUGCCAUGCUCAAUUAAUUAGUUGAUUAAUUUGAGUUGUUAGUGUUGUUUGAUUUGGGUAUGUUUCUCUUAGAAUAAAGUUUGUGUGUGUGACCAAAAUAAUUUAGUGCUAGAAAGUCUUAUAUGUUGCCUCGGAUUCUCAAUUUGUGUUGAGAAGAUUGGACAUUAUGGGAUUUUGUGAUUCAUGUACCAAGUUUUGGAUUAACCUGUCUUGAUCCUCUGCUUUAAAUAAAGUUAGUUCUAGUUUUUUUUUUAAAUA
Molecule: messenger RNA, 2587 nt
Organism: Arachis stenosperma
Lineage: Eukaryota; Viridiplantae; Streptophyta; Magnoliopsida; Fabales; Fabaceae
Product: glutathione S-transferase PARB-like
Exons: 3
Coding region: 1401-1928 (175 amino acids)
Cellular component (GO): cytoplasm
Molecular function (GO): glutathione transferase activity; glutathione binding
Source: RefSeq, a predicted model, not a curated record